GCCGACAACCUAUGUAGUCGGUUUUAGCGUGGGUAAUCGGCCUAAGAGCUAUGACAAUAUUCGCCAUGUGCUCUAGCGAUACGCGCGUACGCAAGCUUCGUUAGACAUUGAUAGAGAUUGCGAACACAUGACAGAAAGUCAUAUACAUUGUUCUCGUGACGUGAAUGUGAUGUGUAUGUGAUUAAAACCACAAUGUAAAUUAAUGCUGAUUGACUAUUGUGUUCGAUAUUGAGCAGUGAUAAAUCGAAUAAAAAAUUAGGUGCAAAGGAAAAUUUUAUAAGGAAACUUUAUAAAGGUUUUUUAUUAUAAUAAAAAAAAAUGGACGAAAUGAAUCAAGUGCAGGCGCAUAAUUUGCUAGGCCUGAAAACUCAGACACCGAAGAGGAAAGACAAUGCUCUAACACGAACAUUACGAUCAUGUUGCUUUAUACCACAGCGUUAUAUUCUGGGAGUGAUGGGACUCCUUGGUGUAUGCAAUGCGUAUACGAUGAGAGUAUGCCUUAAUUUAGCAAUAACACAAAUGGUAAAUCGAACGAAAAAUGGAAUGGAACACUUUGACCCGAAUGCCUGUCCUAAUGACGAGGAAAUUGGCGGAAAUGCAACAACUAUUCUUCGACCAUACGCAACAUUUGACUGGGAUGAGAAAACGCAAGGACUAAUCCUGAGCGGGUUCUACUAUGGAUAUGCGGCUACUCAAGUACCUGGAGGUUAUUUGGCUGAAAAAUUCGGAGGCAAAUGGACCCUGGGAAUCGGUCUACUUAGCACUGCUCUCUUCACAUUCCUUACGCCAAUCGUCAUUAGAGCAGGGGGUGCUUCUUGGCUCUUUAUUCUGCGAGUUCUUCAAGGAAUGGGAGAGGGUCCAACGAUGCCAGCUCUCAUGAUAAUGUUGGCAAGAUGGGUACCACCACAUGAAAGGUCUUUCCAAGGCGCGUUGGUGUUUGGUGGAGCUCAAAUAGGAAAUAUUUUCGGGUCUUUUAUGUCUGGAGUUCUAUUAUCCGAUGGUAGAGACUGGGCGUACGUAUUUUAUUUCUUUGGUGGAUUCGGCCUUUUGUGGUUUACAUUGUGGAGUCUUCUGUGCUACAGUACACCAAAUACUCAUCCCUAUAUAUCGAAAAAAGAACUGAACUAUUUAAACAAAAAUGUCACGACUGCGGAAAAUAGUACAACAAAGGAUCCUGUACCUUGGAAAGGAAUAUUGAGAUCGGCUUCAGUAUGGGCGCUUGUGUUUGCCGCUGUUGGUCACGACUGGGGAUACUAUACAAUGGUGACAGAUUUACCGAAGUACUCCCACGAUGUUCUCAAAUUCAAUAUCGCAACAACGGGUACCCUCACCGCGCUACCUUAUAUAGCGAUGUGGGUAUCUUCUUUCCUCUUCGGGUUCGUUUGUGAUCUUUGCAUCAAGAAAGGAUGGCAUACGAUUAAAACUGGAAGGAUCAUUCAUACUACUAUAGCCGCGACUGGACCCGCAAUUUGUAUUAUCUUAGCGUCCUACGCCGGAUGCGACCGAGUCGCUGCAAUGGUUUAUUUCAUUCUAUCUAUGGCUCUCAUGGGAGGAUUUUACAGUGGAAUGAAGGUGAACGCGUUGGAUCUCGCGCCGAAUUAUGCCGGUUCGCUCACAUCGCUCGUUAAUACGACAUCUACCUUCGCUGGAAUUGUGACACCGUACCUUAUUGGGUUAUUGACACCUGACUCAACUCUGGUACAAUGGCGUGUAGCAUUCUGGGUAUGCUUCGCGGUACUCGUGGGAACAAACGUGGUCUACUGUAUCUGGGCAGACGGUGAACAACAAUGGUGGGAUGACGUCCGUAAAUUCGGCUAUCCACAGGGCUGGAAACAUGGACCCCUCAUACCUGACGAGCCGGAACAGCCUGAGUCAGUUAGACUGUCAAGUAAAAAGGCUACCGAUGAUGCGUUUUAGACGUGAAGACUUAUAGUACCACUGACAUAUCAUAGUUAUUUUAUUGUCUAAUAAUUUUUAAGAACAACCAUCUAUAGAUGC
Vanessa tameamea is the source of this 1998-nucleotide messenger RNA. Its product is annotated as putative inorganic phosphate cotransporter. Lineage: Eukaryota; Metazoa; Arthropoda; Insecta; Lepidoptera; Nymphalidae. The record is from RefSeq and is a predicted model, not a curated record. The coding region runs from base 319 to 1917 and encodes 532 amino acids. Gene Ontology annotation, molecular function: transmembrane transporter activity. Gene Ontology annotation, biological process: transmembrane transport; monoatomic anion transport. Gene Ontology annotation, cellular component: plasma membrane. The transcript has 10 exons.